This is a messenger RNA of Trichomonas vaginalis G3, 222 nucleotides long. RefSeq names its product protein of unknown function, DUF4106 family. The coding region runs from base 1 to 222 and encodes 73 amino acids. The record is from RefSeq and is a predicted model, not a curated record. Lineage: Eukaryota; Parabasalia; Trichomonadida; Trichomonadidae. The transcript has a single exon.
AUGGAAAUUUACAACAUACUAGGUGAACAUGAGGCAAAGAUGCAACAACUUGAAGCAGAGGGCAAGUUACCAAAAGCGACACCAAAGAAGAAGAGAAGAGUAGAACAAAGUGAAAGUAGUGAAGAAGUAACUUCAUCUAGUGAAAGUAGUGGCAAUGAAGGAAAAAGAAGAGUUAAAAAUCAGCAGGAAGAAAGUAAAGCUUGUCGGUGGGUUCUAUUAUGA